ACCAAGGGGAUUCCUGAAACUUUCUCUGCCAGUGAAUGUCUAGAGACAUUUCGAAAACUUCGUAUAUAAGGCAUACCCAUAUUUAUCCAUAGCAACGUACUAGAACAUGUGCUCCUUGGGAACCAAAUGCACAACCUUAGCAUUGGUAGCACCAGCCGGGCUACAAGAACUCUAGGAACAGACUUCAAACAGACCCAGGACAAAGCCCAAGAAGAAAAGCCCUGAUGGAUUCUCGCCUCUCCAAGCAGAUCCAGUGCUCCGUGUGUUUGGGGGACUUUGUGGACCCAGUCAGUCUGCUGUGUGACCACACGUUCUGCCGUCAGUGUAUCAGCAAUCACUCCCAGACAAGCAGGGGUCUCCGACUGUGUCCAGAAUGUCGCCGGCCCUACACCAUGUGGGACCUGCGCUCCAACCGAGUUCUCAGGAACAUGGUGGACGCUGUGAGGGAACAUCUAUCAGCGCAACAAGCCCAGAGAGAACAAAACGCAGCCUGCGGCGGACCGGACGGCGCCAGAGCUGGGCCGGUGGUGGAGCCGGAGAAGCUGGUGUGUUCGGACCAUGCUGAAAGAUUGAAACUGUUCUGUGAAACAGAUCAGAAAUUAGUGUGUCUGAUCUGUAGAGACUGCGAAAAACACCAAGGCCACAAGUUCAAACCAGUGGAAGAGGCAGCAGAACCCAAAAAGGAGAUGCUGAGAGAGCCACUAACUUUCAUGUCGAAAGAAAACAAAGAGCUGGAGGAGCUGAUAAAGAUGCAGACGACUGAGAUCACCAAAACUGAGGAGAAAUCCAAGCAGCUUGCAGCUCAGGUAUCUGCUCAGUUUGAGGAAAUGCACCAGUUCCUCAGAGAGAAAGAGCAGAAGGUGAAGACGCUGCUGGAGAAAGAGGAGAGAGCCGUGGUGGAGAUGAUGCAGAAGAAUAGAAACGAGAUAGAGGAGAAACUGAACAGAGGAAGAGAGGAGGAGGCAAUCCUCCACUCCGUCUUGGAGACUGAUCGGGCUGAUGGGUUCCUGCAGUGGUGGAUUGAGAACGGGUUGGAAAUCGUUGAGGGGAUGAGAGAAAGGAAUGAAAAUGGCCCUGAGUCACCGCACAUUGGUGCCCAUUUCAGGUUUAAGUCCAGGCUGAAAGGCCUCAGUGUUAUGCCUGACUACCUGUUCCUCGGACCCUACGAGACGCAUCUCCAGUUCUUCGUAUGGAAGGAGAUGCUUGGCUCCAUUAAACCAGUUCCUGAUCGUAACGUCAUUUCUGACUGCCAUGACCCGUACCUCAGGGUUUCCUCUGAUGGCCGCAGCGUGACCCGCACGUCCAAAAAGGGCAUUUUCUACCGGCAGAAAGACUACAGGCCUCUGGCCAGGACCCACAAGACCUUUCCUUCAGGACAGCAUUACUGGGAGGUGGACGUGGGGGAGAAGAUAGACUGGAGCGUGGGUGUGGAUGGAGGGUGCAUAAGCAACACAAACAAAGACAUCAGGCUUCAGCUGAAACAUGACCAAGGCUACUGUAUUAAAGAGGACGGUGCUGAGACUGAAAAGGAGCUGGCGGUGAAGCCGCGGAGAAUCGGGCUCUACCUGGACUGUGACAGGCGUCAGGUGUGUUUCUAUAAUGCUGACGAUAUGACUGUCCUCCACUCUACUACGUAUCCUUCCGCCAGCCCUUACUCUCUCAGCCUCUCACCUGGAGCCUACCUGCAGGGCAGGAACACUGACCCACUGACCGUCUGCUGGAACUGACUCACCUUCAUUUAUGUCAUUUAUCAGACGCUUAUUAUUAUUAUUAUUAUUAUUAUUAUUAUUAUGUACACAAAACUUAUAGGUCUGGAACAUUGCACCGGCAAGCAUGUUAUGUCCAAACUGCUGAGGUUUCUCAGUUUGGCUGUUUUCUAAAGGAAGCAUAGAAGUAUCCUUCUGCCUACAUUUCCCAUAAUCACAGAUGUUGUUGGGAGAUGAAUACAUUAUAUUAAAUUAGAUAAAUUAUACUAAUCUUAGCUUGACAGCUGCUGUGUUUUUAGUAUGUAACUGUGGCAAUCAGGUCACUGUUACGUCCGUUUUUAUGUUAGCAGGAAGUGUCUGUUUGCUAGUGUAUUUAAGCUAAUGCUUAGGUAACUUGGCCAAGAGCUAAUAAACCCAGUGAAACGUUGGUCCUCUCUUCAGCAGAGUGUCUCUCUGUAAGGUGGAUGUUUAAUUUUAAAACUAAAAUGUGUCCUUUAACAUAAAAGUCAUGCUAGCCUUCUAAAAAGACUUUUUAGGUAAUGCUAACACAGCUAACCGCUAACCGUCAUGACACAGCGCUGCAGCUAACGCGAGAACAAAAACUUACUAGCUUCCUAGCAUUUAGCUUUACAGGCAGAAAACAGGAGUGUUUAAAAUAAAAUUUAAAAAAUUAUGUAUCAAUUAAAUAGUUUUCUUUUUACA
This is a messenger RNA of Pygocentrus nattereri (red-bellied piranha), 2408 nucleotides long. RefSeq names its product tripartite motif containing 109 (gene trim109). The record is from RefSeq and is a predicted model, not a curated record. NCBI's taxonomy places the organism in Eukaryota, Metazoa, Chordata, Actinopteri, Characiformes, Serrasalmidae. Gene Ontology annotation, molecular function: protein binding; zinc ion binding. The coding region runs from base 225 to 1727 and encodes 500 amino acids. The transcript is spliced from 6 exons.